UAUUCUGAGGCGCGUGGUAGUGAUGGCGGCGCUCAGCGAGGCUUUCCUGUCACUGGGUACUACUACUCCCAGCCCGCCUCGGAGCCGCCCGAGCCACCCCUCGGUCUUUCGUCUACGAGUGGCAAUUUGACUUGCUCUGCUGCAUGUCUGGAGGGACCGAGCAAAGUGUGGAGACGCCCCGGGGACUUAGGGAUCGCAGUUUGGAAAGCAAGCCAGCCAGACAAAUAAACAGAACCCACCCGCCCUAACAGAUAUGAGGCUGCUGGAGAGGGCGAGGAAAGAAUGGUUCAUGGUCGGGAUAGUGGUGGCGAUCGGCGCCGCUAAGCUCGAGCCGUCGGUCGGAGUGAACGGGGGACCGCUGAAGCCGGAGAUAACUGUGUCCUACAUUGCCGUUGCAACGAUAUUCUUCAACAGUGGACUGUCAUUAAAAACGGAGGAGCUGACCAGCGCACUGGUGCACUUGAAGCUGCAUCUUUUCAUCCAAAUCUUCACUCUUGCCUUCUUCCCAGCAACAAUAUGGCUCUUUCUUCAGCUUUUAUCAGUCACAUCCAUCAACGAGUGGCUUUUAAAAGGUCUGCAGACAGUAGGUUGCAUGCCACCCCCUGUGUCUUCUGCCGUCAUUUUAACCAAGGCAGUUGGUGGAAAUGAGGCAGCUGCGAUAUUUAAUUCAGCAUUUGGAAGUUUUUUGGGCAUUGUUGUGACUCCAGUGCUCCUGCUGCUUUUUCUCGGCUCAUCCUCUUCGGUGCCUUUUACAUCCAUUUUCUCUCAGCUCUUUAUGACGGUGGUGGUUCCUCUUGUCAUUGGACAGAUCGUCCGACGCUACAUCAAGGACUGGCUGGAGAGAAAGAAGCCGCCUUUCGGUGUUGUCAGCAGUAGUGUGCUGCUCAUGAUCAUCUACACCACCUUCUGUGACACUUUCUCCAACCCAAACAUCGACCUGGACAAACUCAGCCUCAUCCUCAUACUGUUCAUAAUAGUCUCCGUCCAGCUGAGCUUCAUGCUUCUGACUUUCAUCUUCUCCACACGGAAUAACUCGGGGUUCACACCAGCAGACACAGUGGCUAUCAUCUUCUGCUCCACACACAAGUCCCUCACCUUGGGAAUCCCGAUGCUGAAGAUAGUGUUUGCAGGCCACGAGCAUCUCUCGCUGAUAUCCGUGCCCUUGCUCAUCUACCACCCAGCUCAGAUCCUCCUGGGAAGUGUGCUAGUGCCAACAAUAAAGUCUUGGAUGGUGUCCAGGCAGAAGGGGGUGAAGCUGACAAGGCCAACAGUGUGACUCAGGUGGCGCUGCCUUCCUGGAGUGUGUACAUACAUGUACAGGCUGUACAUACAGGGGUUCUGAGGCCCUGUCCUUGGCAAUGUUGUUUUGAUGCCUAUUUUAUUUUUUUACAGAAAAAAAUAUGAUAUACCUGUUUAAGUGCCUUAAAAUGUUUUUGACAAGAGCGUUAUUUCCAAAACACACUCUGUUGGUUACUGCCAAGGGUAGUAUAGUAUUUUGGACUUAAUUUUUUCCCCUAAGGCAGAAAAAAAAACUUCUAGCAAGGGACAAAAGCUAACACGUUUUCUUCGUACUGCCUUUGUGCAAGACUCUAGUAGCACUAUAACGUUCAAAAUGAGGUCAUGCCAUCCAGAACCUCCCUCCUGGUGACAGUGAAAGAUUCCAAAGUCUCACUCGCACACUUUGAUUCACUGUGCGGUUCUUUGUUUCUAAGACUGUGACGGGGCUCUUCCUUAUCAACUCAGCAGGGGAUGUCGAUCGCAGAGACGCUGAGACGCGUCAGGUACCUCAUUCCUUGACACCGUCUUCUCUAGACAGCCCUUCCAUUAGUCCCUGCACACUCCAGAAACUCUUUAGUCCCAGCACAAGAGUGUGUGGGGGCUGGGGGAGUGCAGCUUAAAUGUGUUACCAGAUGCUUCAAAGAAAGUCGGGAUGAGUGCUGAGGUAAAUCCGGACUGCCUUGGGAUGUUUGCAGUCCUGCCUCAGUAUGCUCCUCUCUUCUACCAUUCCUCAGUUUCCCAUUUCACUUGCACACUCACAACAUCCCCGUGCAACACACAAAUGUCACAGUCAGCUGGAGAGUCACAGACAUCAACAGUGGAUUGUGUUCACAUUCCACGGCUGGUUCCAAGUGCAUUCCUGUUACACCGUUCCAAAUCGUUCCUGUUGGCAAGACACAACCUGUUACACCCUUUAAUUAAGCGCACUUGAGACAUCUGAGACGACUUAUGAAUGAGAACGUCCUUCCCUCAUUUGACAGAUGUUCACAACAUCUCUUAAGAAAUCAAAUCACGUAGCCUUAGGAGCCAGAGAAAAUAAACAUGAGGCCACGGGCGUGAGCUAAUGUUACAUGUCCACACUGCUAGUCGGGUGGAAGAAGGGCUGGCCCAGAAGGGCAGGCAGGACCUUCCCACUCACCAAGCUGUCAAACAGGAUGAGUCCUGGAACUGGGCAUCAGCUUUCAAAAGGACUCCAGAAAAGCCUACACUGAACCCAAACAGAAACUAAGGCAGCCACCUGAACGGCGGUGGCAGCGUCUUUCCUGAGCUUCCUGCUUAGUGCUCGAGCAGCUAUCACGGAUCUCCCAGCAGCGGCCUUUGCUGUUGGUACUGGGGCUGUGGUCCCACAAUGAAUCACUCCUUCAGAAUUCCCUGGGCUUUUCAGUGGUGUUGGCUCAGGUUAUGGUUAGCAUUGGUGUUGUAGAUGAUGGUAGUUUAUGCCAUAGUUACCGUGGUUGACACUGGUGUUGGGUGUUAGCACCAGGUCUUCUGUGUCCGUGUCUCGGGACUUCAUAACUGAGCAGAGCUAUAACACUGGGGUCAGGCCUGGCGGAGAUCCAGCUGCACAGCCUGUGGGGACCAUGCUGGGGACGAGGAGGCAGUGUAUCUGGUAAGUGUGCUACCUCCAUGGAGCACAAAGGUUUUCAAGUCUCGCCCCCACAGCCUUGGGGCUUUAGAGGAAGUGGACGUUGUCUGCCUGCCAGAGUUGUAGACUCAACCCUUCCAUCAUUUGAACACUGGUCUCCCCACCGACCGCAUCUACCUCUCUGUGCACGACACUUGCAGUAGGCGUGACUGCAACAAAGUUCAACUGAAGACGCUAUGGUAACAUUUUCUCCUUUGCUUUAAAAAUGUCUUUUGUUUUCAAACAAAACUGAUAUAGAUCAUGAGUUUUGGGAGCUUUAGUAACAUGUCUGUGACUACUUCUCCUUGUACACAAAUAUGAUAGCAUAUUUUUCAUGGUAAGGAAAAAAUAAAAUCAAAAUUUGCUUUAAUUUCUGCUCAUUAGGAUUGAACUGUCAGCUUAAAAUAUUUCCUAUGUUUCUGCACUGUCAAUAUCUGUUUUAUAUAUUUGUUUGUCCAAAUAUACCUAUAAAAAAAUGCAUUCGACAGUUAUGUUUACUCGUUCCUACCUGGAAUUUGUUUUAAAUGGCUGGAACUUUAAGGAGUGGUACUGCAGUCUUUACGCAUGUUACAAAUGUUAAGGUUCUGUGGAUUUUUAAAAUUCUUCCCUGUUCUGUUUUAAACUGGCACACCUCUGGUUGACACUCAGUGUUUAUGCUAAAAACCAAAUUCUUUCAAAGAGAUGGCUAAUUAAGUGGAUUAUUUAUAAUGAAUGGAAAUUUAAAAAAAAAAAUUCUAUGAUUAAACUGAGAGUACUUGACGAAUCUCUGG
Mus pahari (shrew mouse) is the source of this 3672-nucleotide messenger RNA. RefSeq names its product solute carrier family 10 member 7 (gene Slc10a7). Lineage: Eukaryota; Metazoa; Chordata; Mammalia; Rodentia; Muridae. The record is from RefSeq and is a predicted model, not a curated record. The transcript is spliced from 12 exons. Bases 254 to 1276 code for a protein of 340 amino acids. Gene Ontology annotation, cellular component: plasma membrane.